Molecule: messenger RNA, 3186 nt
Organism: Anopheles merus
Lineage: Eukaryota; Metazoa; Arthropoda; Insecta; Diptera; Culicidae
Product: endochitinase
Exons: 9
Coding region: 6-3074 (1022 amino acids)
Biological process (GO): chitin catabolic process; carbohydrate metabolic process
Cellular component (GO): extracellular region
Molecular function (GO): chitin binding; chitinase activity
Source: RefSeq, a predicted model, not a curated record
GUGCAAUGUUAGGCCAGUCACGGACAGUGGUUCUUUGUUUGCUGGCGGUUCUUCCGCUUUUAGCAGCACAAGGACAGAAAGCACGUAUCGUUUGCUACUUCAGCAAUUGGGCAAUCUAUCGGCCCGAUGUCGGCCGGUACACGAUCGAUGACAUCCCGGCGGAGAUGUGCACCCACAUCAUCUACUCGUUCAUCGGGGUGGACGACAGCAACUACCAGGUGCUGGUGAUCGAUCCCGAGGUCGACCUGGAGCAGAGCGGGUUCCGCAACUUUACCGAGCUGCGCCAGCGGUACCCACACGCCAAGUACCAGAUAGCGGUCGGCGGUUGGGCAGAGGGUGGCAAAAAGUACUCCCAGAUGGUGGCGGUCAGGGAGCGGCGCCAAUCGUUCAUCUCAAGCGUCGUCCAGUUCAUGAAGGUGUACGGGUUCGAUGGGUUCGAUCUGGACUGGGAGUACCCGGGGGCGGCCGAUCGGGGCGGCAGCUUCGGCGAUAAGGAUAAGUUUUUCUACUUCGUCGAGGAGCUGCGCCGGGCGUUCGAUCGGGAGGGCCGCGGAUGGGAAAUUACGAUGGCGGUCCCGGUGGCCAACUUUCGCCUGCAGGAGGGCUACCACGUGCCGGAGCUGUGCGAAAAUCUGGAUGCCAUCCACUGCAUGACGUACGAUCUGCGGGGUAAUUGGGCCGGGUUUGCCGAUGUGCACAGUCCGCUGUACAAGCGGCCGCACGAUCAGUGGGCCUACGAGAAGCUGAAUGUGAACGAUGGUGUCCAGCUGUGGGUGAAUUAUGGCUGUCCGCCCAACAAGUUGGUCAUUGGAGUGCCAUUCUACGGACGGACUUUCACGCUCAGUGCCAGUACGACCAACCCGACGCUUGGGUCGUACAUCAACAAGGAGGCGGGCGGUGGCGAUCCGGGACCGUACACGAAUGCAACCGGAUUCUUGGCGUACUAUGAGAUCUGCACCGAGGUGCAGGACGAGGAAAAGGGCUGGACGAAGAAGUGGGACGAGGUGGGCCUCUGUCCGUACACCUACAAGGGCACCCAGUUCGUCGGUUACGAGGACGAACGGUCGCUCCAGCACAAGAUGGACUGGAUCAAGCAGAAGGGGUACGCCGGCGCCAUGACCUGGGCGAUCGAUAUGGACGAUUUCCACGGUCUUUGCGGGCCGGAAAAUGCGCUGAUGAAGGUGCUGUACGAUGGUAUGAAGGAUUACGUCGUGCCCGAACCGACCGUAACAACCACACCAAGGCCGGAAUGGAAUCGACCACCAUCCACAAUGUCCUCGGAUGGGGAGCAAACAACGGCCACACGUCCUGCCACUACCACCACUACCUACAAACCAAGACCGACGACAACGGUUGCCCCAACGACAAGGACUACUACCGCCCGGCGAACCACGACGACCCGCAAGCCCACCACAAUUCUGCCCCCGGACACCGAUUCGGAGGAGGAGGACCGGGAGCCCGCCAUGCCGCCAGCCGCACCCGAGCGCGAGGAUGAGUCGGAGAUCGAUUGUUCCGGCUACAAGGACUUUGUGCCGUCGGUCGACUGUACCAAGUACUAUCGCUGUGUCCACGGCCAGCCGGUCGAGUUUGUGUGCAAACCGGGCACCGUCUUCCACACGGCGCUGAACGUUUGCGACUGGCCGGAAAAUGCGGACCGUCCGGAAUGUCGCACCAAAGCGAAACUGAUCGAAAGCCCGACCGCGUACGAUUAUGCGGCGCUGUUGCCGUGGUUUUAUUUGCCCCGCGGACACGGUACGACACCUUCACUAGCACCGGGCGUGAUUCAGUCGUCGCGCAGUGCUUCAGGUGAUCACACACUCGCUCUCUCACACACAAUGGCAGCUGGCCGAGAAAGAAGCGUCCUUUGGACGAUCACCGUCGGUUUGCUGCUGCUCCAGCGGCAGUGCCACAGCCGGCUGAUCUGCCACUACACGACCUGGUCGCAGGGCCGGGCCAACCCGUACUCCUACCGGAUCGAGGACGUCCCGGGCGAUCUGUGCACGCACGUGGUGUACAACUUUGUCGGCGUGGACAGCGAGGAGUACGAGCUGGCGAUGCUGCAGCGCGAGAUCGACAUCGUGCAGAAUGGGUUCGGGCGGUUCAUCGAUCUGAAGCAGCGCUUCCCCGACCUGAAGAUGUACGUGGCGGUCGGGGGCUGGGAUCAUGGCGGGGCACCGUUCAGCCGGAUGGCGGCGUUUCGCAAUCGGCGCAAGAAGUUCAUCGAAAGCGUGGUCAAGUUUAUGGGCCGGUAUGAGUUUGACGGCAUUGAGCUGGUGUGGCUGUACCCGGGCAGUGUGGAGCGGGGCGGCACCAACAAAGAUAAGGACAACUUUGUCUAUCUGGUGGAGGAGCUGAAGACGGCGUUCCUGAGGGCGCGACAGCCGUGGGAGGUGGCGAUCCAGGUGCCGGCCGACCAUACCCGGUUUGAAGUGGGCUACGAUCAGAGUUUGCUGUGCGAGAGUGCUGACUUUGUGCACAUUGCCGGGUACGAUCUGCGCGGCUCGUGGGCCGGCUUUGCCGAUGUGCACAGCCCGAUGGCGGAUCGCCCGCACGAUCAGGGCAUCUACAAGGGGCUGAACGUGCAGGCGGGCGUUGAGUCGUGGCUCGCGAGCGGAUGCGCCCCGGAACGGGUCGUGCUGGGGGUACCGUUCCUCGGGCGCACGUACACGCUGCGCAACAGCCAGCAGAACGGUCUCGGUGCGGUGACGACCGGCCCUGGUCCGAAGGGUCAGCAUACGUAUAGUGCGGGCUAUCUGGGGUACUUCGAGAUCUGCCAGAAGCUGAAGGCUGAACGUAACUGGCGCACGGUUUGGGACGCGAUCGGGCAGUGCCCGUACGCGUACCGGGGCAACCAGUGGAUCGGGUACGAGAACGAGGAGUCGCUGAAGGAGAAGGUCGAGUUUGUGAAGAGCAAAGAGCUGGCCGGCGUCUAUGCGUUCUCGCUCGAUCUGGACGACUAUCGGGGCAAGUGCGGCGGUGAACCGUACCCGUUGAUGCGGACGCUGGCGGGUUUGCUGAAGAAGGAGCACCAAAGCAUAAUCGGGUUCGCGUUCGAGCGGGGCGAUGAUAAGUGAAGCGGGAGAGAGUGAGAGCGAGAGAUUACAUUUAAGUUAGUAACGUUAAAGAAAAGUAGGUGUUCCUAACAGCUGCACGGUAUUCUAAUAAAUGCUUAUUUAUCUCUUUUAA